AUGGAGCAGUUCGCCCUGGCCAAUAUCCCCGUCGAGACACAGCUUCUCCUCACCUGCUGCCGAGAAGCUGAUCAAGCCGAAAUAGUCGCUUGCGGCCUUGAUCAGCUUCGCGCGGCGCUCACGGAAUCGUUUCAUAGCCAUCUCAUAGCUCUUGCGGAAGAGAUACGGAGCUCCAGCAGACUCUUGCGCAGCCUUGCAGACCACUCUCAAAUGCACUUCGGCCGUGUUCCUUUCAUCGCUGUCUACCUCAAUGUGGUGCUCCCUUGUCUGUCCCGGACUCUAAAAGACAUCACCGGGUUUUACGAGGACAAGGCCAUGACUAGGGAAAUAAGAUGGCGGAAGAUGUAUAACAGCAUGACUGAGGAGGCUGCCGGCCUUCCCCUCCCACAGCGCUUUGUCCUCUAUAACUACUUCCUCUCGCUUCUGAAGCAGCUGCUCACUAGAUCCCCAAGCUUCGAUCUCAACACCCUUGAGGCGCUCCGGUCACGCAUCAUAACGCUCCGUGAGCAGAGAGGAAUCUCUCCCUCCGCGCCACAGAGCGGUGCUCUUGUCCGGCAGGAGACAACGGCUUUAGCAGUAACAUACGAUCACAAUUCGCAUUGGGCGGAACAAAUAUUUUCUCUUCCACUCCCAUCACGGACGACAUUGAAGCAUCUGAAACCGUCAAGAUCACAUGGCCCGUUUUACCCAUGGGGGCACAUCACAAUUCCGCAGAAUUCAACAAUACUCUUUAGGCGGUCCUUUGACAACGAGACCAUCUCCGUUGUUGUAUUCUUGAGCUCCGAAGACGAAUGCCCAUACUUGAUGGUGAGGACCGUCCAGCAAAGCACUCCAUGGUUCUCCAUGUUUGGUGCCCACGAACUUUGUAUUGAGCGCGAAGGAAGUGCUCUGCAGCUGAAGAGGUGGAGCAAAUCAGAGAAAUGUAGCAAACUUUGGGUGGCCCUAUAUUUUCUCACAUGGGAAGAAAUGGUUCUUUUCUAUUGCACGUUUGUUGCUCUGAAAGCCCGGGAUCUGUUAACCGUCCAGAUCCAUCCAAAUGAGUUCCAGCUCAACCGGGAAAAACGGUUGUUCCAGGCACAAAUCAUCGACGACAGCUUCAAGCAUUCGCUCAUUGUAUAUGAGGAUAUGCAAACCAAAGGCCUACGCCUCCACGCAGCUGUGUGGGAGGGCGAGCUGCGGCAGUGUCCCGUGUGGACGGCAUUUGUCACGGACCAAAGUCAAUCUCCAGCAUGGCUCAGCCGGCGUUCGCGGCGGCGUGUCUGGCUCAAGGAUAUCCAACUCUACGUCUUCUGUCAGGGGUAUCGGCAAGAAAAUAUGCGACAGAAUAAGUCACGCGCGUUCGAGAUAUGGUUUGACCGAGAGGAAGCGGCCAAGAGAUUCAAGGAGCUCUUCACAUUGAGAUUAGCGGCGUCGGAAACUUCGGACAACGAGCCAUCAUCUGCCACCUCUGCAUGA
Molecule: messenger RNA, 1455 nt
Organism: Dichotomopilus funicola
Lineage: Eukaryota; Fungi; Ascomycota; Sordariomycetes; Sordariales; Chaetomiaceae
Exons: 10
Coding region: 1-1455 (484 amino acids)
Source: RefSeq, a predicted model, not a curated record